This is a messenger RNA of Polyodon spathula (Mississippi paddlefish), 1696 nucleotides long. RefSeq names its product polypyrimidine tract-binding protein 1-like. The transcript is spliced from 5 exons. The record is from RefSeq and is a predicted model, not a curated record. Gene Ontology annotation, cellular component: nucleus. Gene Ontology annotation, biological process: regulation of RNA splicing; mRNA processing; regulation of cell differentiation. Gene Ontology annotation, molecular function: mRNA binding. The coding region runs from base 982 to 1611 and encodes 209 amino acids. Lineage: Eukaryota; Metazoa; Chordata; Actinopteri; Acipenseriformes; Polyodontidae.
CUUAAGUUUAUAAAGAGACAAUAUUGCUUUAGCUAUUUUUCUCUUCACCAUAAAUGCAUGUUAUUGAAUGUACGAGACUGGGGUUUAAGUACAAUGUGGUCACAACAGAAUGGCGUUGGAACACAUGGAGAUAUUAGAAGUCUUGCACAUGUUAAACGAUGCCACAUGUUCUCGCAGUGAAUUUGUUAAAGCAUUGAUAGAGGGUUCUAUUAAGAGGGGAGGGGAGGGCUUGAAUGUUUGUAACAAGUGCUCCAAAAUUAGUAUUCUAAAAUAGCUGUGAUUUUUAGCUGACUAACCGCGGUUUUAUAUUUAAUCUUCAGACCCGUAACACCACUUUGCUCCAAGUGUUAGUCCAAAGCAUGUUGAAAUGCUGAAGAUCCCCAGUAUCACUUUAGUUAUCCUAUGGGGUGAGCAUGGUUGCAAUUUCCGUAAACUGAAGUGUACACACCAGUCCUAACCAUAAAAAAAGCAAUAUUGUCUCUUUGCUUUUCUGUGUAUCAUGUUAAACUACUAUUUCAUUUUCCUUUUUUUUAUUUAAAUGUGUUCCUCCUAGGUUUGAAUAAUAACCUAUAAUUAAAACUAUUAAUGAUGGAUAAUAAUCAUGUGCAAGAUGGAACACAACAUAUUUCUUUGUGUAUACUGACCUGUUUUUUUACUUCCUUUUUUCUUGUUUCUCUCCCCAUUCCCCUCUCCCCGUUUUUGUUUUGUUUGUUUUUAUUUUAAUUCCUUGACCUGGAAACUCUUUGCCCACUGACUGCACGUCCCAUUUAUCCCUGCCCAUCCCAUCUGCUUCCUAUUGUUUGCAAACAAUACAACAACAAAUACACAACAUAAUUUGUUCUUUUGGAUACGAACUUCCACCAAAAAACAAAUGAAACAAAACUCCCCUCCGACCGUCCUCUCCCAAACAUUAACCUUGACACUUCAUGAUCCAACCACCGUUCUCACCAUUUCCUGUGGAUCUGGCUCGCUGUGGAUGAUAUGUUCAACCUCCACUCUCCUGCCUCCGAUCUUUUCCUGUCCCUUCUUCCUGCCUUGCUCUGCUGUCCUAUAAAGAGAGUUGCGCCCCAAUGCCUCUUUAUUCUUUUCGGUGUGUAUGGCGAUGUGAUCAGAGUGAAGAUCCUGUUCAACAAGAAAGAGAAUGCCUUGGUACAGAUGGCAGAUUCCAAUCAGGCUCAGCUGGCAAUGAGCCACAUGAAUGGGCAGAAGCUGCACGGGAAGGCGAUCAGGGUGACCCUGUCUAAACACCAGACAGUGCAGCUGCCGAGGGAGGGCCAGGAGGACCAGGGGCUUACCAAGGACUUCAGCAACUCUCCCCUCCACCGCUUCAAGAAGCCAGGCUCCAAGAACUUCCAGAAUAUCUUCCCUCCCUCUGCCACCCUCCACCUCUCCAACAUCCCACCUUCUGUGGUUGAAGAUGAUCUUAAGCUUCUGUUUGUGAGUGGUGGGGCAGUCGUCAAAGCGUUCAAGUUCUUCCAGAAAGACCGUAAAAUGGCUCUGAUCCAGAUGGGCUCUGUGGAGGAGGCGAUCCAGAGCUUGAUUGAUUUUCACAAUCAUGACCUGGGGGAGAACCACCACCUCAGGGUCUCCUUCUCCAAAUCUACAAUCUAGAGGAGCAGGCAGGGCAAGAGGAAGGGCCAUCGCCUAGAGACUUCAACUCCUCAAUCCACGAGACUCACUUCCAUCAUCAUUCCAA